This is a messenger RNA of Neohortaea acidophila, 2521 nucleotides long. RefSeq lists its product as uncharacterized. Bases 132 to 2342 code for a protein of 736 amino acids. Lineage: Eukaryota; Fungi; Ascomycota; Dothideomycetes; Mycosphaerellales; Teratosphaeriaceae. The transcript has a single exon. The record is from RefSeq and is a predicted model, not a curated record.
CUUCGAGUCAGCAUCCGCAACGUUCAUUCAAUUUCGACUUGAUGCCUGGGGUCCGGCGGUGAGCUACUGUUGAUGUCUGAUCGAAUGUCCUGCUUCGAUGCAUAGCUAUACGCCCUUGACGGUAUGCCAUCAUGAUCAAAAGCCAUCGACCUAGAGGACAUAUCUGGACCCAUGCAUCCGCUUUCCAACAGACGAAACAGUUCCGCAACAUUGUCUACGAAGAAUGUCUGGCUCCCAGAACAAAAGUUCUCGUCGAGGACCAAGACGAGAAACUGUCCGCGGCUGAUCGCGCAACGAAGCGAAGGAGGAUCGAGAAACUCGCGUCUGAUUUCUUAGAUGGCAACCCACUCUUUAUUUCAUCUGCUCGCCCAUGCCCUUUAGUUCUGAAGGCUACGAUUGCCACACUUAAAGACCCCGGGAAUGAGGAGGGAAUUGAAGUGAAUGAGGGGCAUGACUCGGACAACGAACUCUGGAAUGACGUGGAGGAUGACGAUGAAGUUCUGGAAAGACUGACGGCACGUUCGGCAGCUGCUACUUCUCCAAAGGACCCUGUGGAUCAACCUGAUGAUGGUGUUCAUUCCCACAUCGAGUCAGUCGAAGCGCAAGCAAGCUGUAGAUCCUCCAAAAGAUUCAAAUCUGUUGGACUCGAAGCUGGACCAAGCGAGGAAGCUCUUCGACAUGCAGCUGCUCUGCGAGCACGGAAUGCGUCGAUGGCCAAUAACGAUGUUCCCGAUCGACGCGUAUCUAUCGAGUCACCUCCACCCUUCGGCAGCGGACCACACGACGUCCCAGCCCCUACUACAGAUUCUGCUCGGGACAGAUGGAUAUCACGGCGCAAAUCACGGUUCUCUUUCUCAGCCUAUGUGCCUGACGACGGCAGCCAAGACGAGCUUCGCUUAUCCAGACUCGAAACUCCUUCUGCGCAAUUGCGGGCGGCGUACAACAAGGCCCACGCAUCCUCACUUCAGUCAGUCUCGAGUGCCGAGGUGUUGCCGCAGCAGCAAGCAUCAUAUCAAACAGCGCUCGAGGAGUAUGACCAGCGCGGCGACAAAACAUCGGAUGGGCAGCGAGACGCAUUCGACUCAUCACUUGUUCCCCCUGAGACUACACCCACCAGGCGUACGAAAUCCGCAAUUGUCGCGGAAGUAAAAGUUGCGACAAGAAAGCCCCGCUCAGUCUAUGUCAGCGCUCCUGCCACGCCGCAUGGAUCAACGCCUUUCCAGUUCCGGAAGCGCAAGACGCGAUCGAUGGGCGUCAAAACGGCAAGACUCAACAGGCCUGGAGAAGCUCAAGGUGGGGCAUCUCAAUCCGACACAGGCGAUCAUGGUAAAGUUUCCGCGCUGCCAAUGUUGGACAUGUCAUUCCACCACGAUUUGGAAUUUGCUCAGAAUCUCAAUCGAGCACUCGAGGAUGAGCAGGGCGAGCUCAGCCUGGUAAACGAACUCGACCAUGCCAACACGAGUGGCGUCUCCCAUCGAACUUCGCACAUGAGUCCCGACCCAGAAUCAUCCAGUCCGUCCUCGGAUCACGCUCUUUUCUCGUCUGCGGUCGAGCAAGCGUGUAGCGUUGUACAACGCGAUUGCGGAGACGGGCAUUUGCAGACCUGGGCCGGAACGCAAUUUCUACUCGACAAAGCACAACAUGAGCUGUGGAACUCGCCACACAAGCGAGAGCCGAGUCCCGUCAGCGAUGGGCUGAAUACGCCGGAAGCGGAGGGCAGGAUCAUGACCGGAUCUCCCUCCUCGAACCAACGCGAGCCGCUCAAGCAGCUUUCACAAGAACGUUUCCCGAGCACGCAACAACUUCUGGGUGCUUUCGAGGGCUGGUCGACGGUGAAGAAGCCUCGCUUUAGGCCUCGAUACUCUCCUUCAUCGAUGUCGGGCUCGCCUAAAAAAGGGGAGAGAGGAUCACUGGUGACAUUGAAAGGCACACUAGCGACAUCGAUGGCACUUUCAGCGUCUCCUAUGGCGAGCGACCAAAGUCGCAUUCCAAUCCAGUCGAAGGGAGCUAUGUCAUCGACUGCGCCGCCUAGCUUUCCAAUCGAUGCGCCAGAUGCCACAGGGUCCCCGGGUCAUAGAAGACAUACGUUCGCACGCAGUUUCAGUGAAGGCGAUUGGGAGGGCACGGCCAUGUCCCUCCACGAGGUGCUACCGACCGCACAGUCAAACGUGCUUCACGGGGAGGAGAUUGAAACAUCACCCGAACGGCUGCUCGCAAGUCUUGAGGCUCAGGAGCCUUCCACUUUUUGGCGCGAGCCUUCCAACCUCAGCCAGACUGUGAACGAUCUGCGAGGGUGUCUGGACACGACCGAAAUGAAUGGAGUGUGGAGUCAGCUUAGCUAGAUACCUACCUGGUCGUUAGGGUUUUGUUAGGGUUAAAGACUGCAUUGUCUUUUGUGACAUUCGCAUGCCGAAUACAACGAUGGACAUCUAGCUUGGUCGUGAAUGAUGUAUACUGCACAGGCAGCAAAGAAUAGAGAUGUUCACGUGCCUUCAAUCCCGGUUUGGUUGUUGACCCCACG